AAGUCGACACCCCCUUCGGCUGCAUCCGAACCCGAUUGCUAUGCAUCAAACUACACAAGGAUCAUCCUCCACGAACCACUUCCUACUCUCUUUCACGUUAGAUAGAUAAGGGGUCAUUUCUGUACCUGCGGCACCAUGAGACGAACAAGUCGCAUAUUGCUAGCGUCGCUGGCCCUCCACUCCACAGCCUUCGCACAGUCCGACCUGCCUUCAAAACGCGGGUUGGCUUUCCAGGGCGACGACCACACGGCCGACAGCCAGCUGCUCACCUCCGCAAAGUCACUGAUCAGCUGGUAUUACACAUGGUCAACAUGGCCUGCACAGGUCCUGAACAGCUCCAUCGCCUUUGUCCCGCUCAUCCACGGCGUCGAUGAUGCUUCAGAUUCAGGCCUCAGCUCACGUCUCAGCGCACUACCUGGAUCAUCCACCCAUCUUCUUACUUUCAAUGAGCCCGACGGAACGACAUCAUCUGGCGGCAGUAGUAUCGACCCUGAAGAUGCUGCCAAGGCCUACAUUGAGCACAUUGUGCCCUUCCGCAACUCCGGCUCCCGCAAGUGGAACAUCAGCCAUCCGGUAGUCACCGGCUCCUCGCAGGGCAUCGAGUGGCUGCAAAAGUUCAACGAGUCGUGCUACGACAUUGACGACAACGGUUGUCCGACCGACUUUGUCGCCGUGCACUGGUACGGCGAUGCGACCGGCCUUAAGAACCACCUCGACGGGCUUCGGGAUUUCUACAACUCCACAUCGCCGGAUCUCAAGUACUGGAUCACGGAGAUGGCCCUCCCCAAACAAGACACGGAUGCCACUCUCGCCAUGAUGAACGAGAGUCUGGCGUAUCUGGACGGUCUGGACUACGUCGAGGGCUAUGCAUGGUUCGGUGCCUUCCGCAAAGAUGAGGCCAACGCAUGGACCGGUAACUCCGUGUCACUGUUUGACGGCGAUGGCGGUCUGACGGACCUUGGUGCUCUAUACCUUGGCGGCGAUGAACAGGGAUUCGAAAAGGGCCAGAAGGGUGAAGGCAACUUUGCUAGCUCGCUAUCUCCCGGCAAGGCGCUGCUUUGGACAGCCAUUCUUACUGCUAUCACAACGUUGUGGUAGACAUUGCCGGGGCCGAAAAACGCCGAGCAGCACAUUCUGCCUGAUUGAGGUUGCUUACGAGUACAUGUUUACGAUUUCCUUUUGCAUCUACGUACAAUUGAGUGUGCCGGUCACACGAACACAGUCCACCACACAACGAGAUUGAUACCUCUUCCAUUGGAUUGUUACACGCGUACAACAGACUAUAAACAUACAAUCAAGACAUAUCCAUACAUGAAGCAUUCGAAAGCAUAUUGAGAUAUUGAAAUAUCGCAAUGCACUCUGAUCAACUCCCGUGGUUCUCAAGUGCUAGUCAACGAUCGUCCACACUCAAUUACUGUGGCAGCUCGUGCC
Messenger RNA from Colletotrichum godetiae, 1431 nucleotides. Its product is annotated as glycosyl hydrolase catalytic core-domain-containing protein. Gene Ontology annotation, cellular component: fungal-type cell wall. The coding region runs from base 136 to 1098 and encodes 320 amino acids. Lineage: Eukaryota; Fungi; Ascomycota; Sordariomycetes; Glomerellales; Glomerellaceae. The transcript has a single exon. Gene Ontology annotation, biological process: fungal-type cell wall polysaccharide metabolic process. The record is from RefSeq and is a predicted model, not a curated record.